CUGUAACUCUCUUCAAAAUGAAUCUAACAAGACGAAGAGUAUCAUUCCUUCUAUAUUUUUCUGAAUAAUUUCUUCACUUUAUCAGCUGAUCCGCUUUUCUGUUUUUAAAGUAAGGUUGACAAUAUUAAUGCAGUAACAAUAAUAAAAUAAAAUAUAAUAUGUGCGAGGAUAUUGUGUUUGAUUGCUUACAUGCCGAAAUUGUAAACUAUUGUAUAGCCAGCAAUAAUAAACAUGUAGAUCUAUCCACUUUAGAAUAUAUUGGUUUUACUACUGGAUAUAGAUUAAUUGAGAGACUUACACGAGACGCUCCUCGGUUUAAAGAUGAACUUGAAACAAUGAAAUUCAUUUGCACUGACUUUUGGACUUUGAUUUAUAAAAAACAAGUGGACAAUCUACGGACUAAUAAUCAUGGCACAUACGUUGUCCAAGACAAAGCAUUCCGAUUUCUUACUCGAAUCUCAACUGGUUCGCAACAAUUAGAGCACGCACCAAAGUUCGUGGCGUUUACCUGCGGUUUAGUUCGUGGUGCGUUAAGCAAUUUGGGGAUCAACAGUACGGUAACAGCAGAGGUGCAGUCCAUACCAGCUUGUAAAUUUCAUAUAGAAGUAAACAGAAAUUAACAAUUUAAAAAAUUUAUUUAUUUCCCUCAAAAAUGUAUUUGCGACAUACACAACUUUAAGUAAAUUUUAUAUUAAGCAAUA
Molecule: messenger RNA, 701 nt
Organism: Teleopsis dalmanni
Lineage: Eukaryota; Metazoa; Arthropoda; Insecta; Diptera; Diopsidae
Gene: Trs33
Product: trafficking protein particle complex subunit 6b
Exons: 3
Coding region: 159-620 (153 amino acids)
Biological process (GO): endoplasmic reticulum to Golgi vesicle-mediated transport; regulation of GTPase activity
Cellular component (GO): TRAPP complex; cis-Golgi network; trans-Golgi network
Source: RefSeq, a predicted model, not a curated record